This is a messenger RNA of Aspergillus steynii IBT 23096, 1119 nucleotides long. RefSeq lists its product as uncharacterized. The transcript has a single exon. NCBI's taxonomy places the organism in Eukaryota, Fungi, Ascomycota, Eurotiomycetes, Eurotiales, Aspergillaceae. The record is from RefSeq and is a predicted model, not a curated record. Bases 1 to 1119 code for a protein of 372 amino acids.
AUGGUCCCUCCACCAUUUGCCGGCUACCCUUCAGGAUGUCCUGAAUGCGGUACGACGAAGUACCUGUUUUCCUGUAAAUGCCAUGCCAUAUUCUACUGCAGAUAUGAGCAUAAACGGCUUCAUAGCAGAAUCCACAAUGAAGUCUGCUGCCUGGCGAUAGUCACCGCACGCCAGAAUUACGAAGAUGGGAAAAGGGAACUCUCUGGAAGCCAAGUGAAGUUUCUUCACCCAGAAGACGUGCUGCAAAUUGACUCUAUCUACCUCACCAAAUCCAAGAACCCGGUAUUUGACAAAUGUCUAAAGCAUAGACAUGUGCUGGCUCGGGCGUUGAGAACCGUCCAUACUCGACAGGGUCUUGAUGAAAGUACAGACCUCCUCCGGUGGAAUACGAUUCUUCGACCUGAGUCUGAGUAUUCUGCCCCACGCGUUGUGGCUUCGUAUCUCAUUCGAGCGAGCCGUGAUGACGAGUGCCAUGCCUUUCUUUGGCAGUAUACCCUCAGCCUCUGCCGGCGCAAAAAAUGGCUUACCGACGAACAGAUGGCCACUGUGGGAAACGGCGACCCAUGGAAUGAUGGCUACCUACUGCACCGUCCGUUUGUACCUAGCUUAGUGCUCAUUUUCGCGACCCUCAUCAAACUCCGCAUGCUUACAGAGCUGGAAGAGCUCGAGAAGAUCAACGACGCAGUGACCGAAACAGUUGGUAGAAAGCUCCCAUUGGAGUUACUGGAACACAUACGAUUCCACCUUUUCAAGAACCCGAUUUUGGCGACGAGGCACAAUACACGACAGACCAGCUAUCGAGAAAAGAUCGUGCUCCUGAGGGGUCAAAUCGCGCGGCUGUGGUGGGCAGUGCGAGCACGUUGCAGGUACAUGUGGCCUUAUCUUCUUGACUGUCGGGUGCUGCUACGACUCGAAUGCUCACGGCAUACUCACCGGAUGGGACGUGCCGGGUGCACAUUGUGCCAUCUAAAAGAAAUGUCCAAGUUUCAUAUCGAGGACGCGUGGAAGCAAUCGCCUGGCGCCCUUGAAUAUAUCACCGACAUGGUUUACAGAUAUGAUUCGGAGUGCAUUGUUGGCGAUGAUGAAUUCCUCGGCUACCGAGCAACUUUACAAGCUUAG